AACUAUGGGAGCCCACGCCCAGCUCAUGCCAACAUGAACGCCAACGCAGCCGCGGGACUGGCCCCCGAGCACAUCCCCACCCCGGGGGCAGCCCUGUCCUGGCAGGCAGCCAUCGACGCGGCCCGGCAGGCCAAGCUGAUGGGCAGCGCCGGCAACGCCACCAUCUCCACGGUCAGCUCCACACAGCGCAAGCGGCAGCAGUACGGGAAGCCCAAGAAGCAGGGCGGUACGACCGCCACGCGGCCCCCCCAGGCCCUGCUCUGCCUCACCCUGAAGAACCCCAUCCGGAGGGCGUGCAUCAGCAUCGUGGAGUGGAAAUAUCCUUUGUGCUUUGGGAUGCGGCCUGACCGGCCGGGCGUCCCUCAGCCCGUCCUCCCAGGCUCCCUAGGCUGUGGGCUAUGUUGGUCUCACCCUUAA
Molecule: messenger RNA, 417 nt
Organism: Dipodomys spectabilis (banner-tailed kangaroo rat)
Lineage: Eukaryota; Metazoa; Chordata; Mammalia; Rodentia; Heteromyidae
Product: voltage-dependent L-type calcium channel subunit alpha-1C-like
Exons: 1
Coding region: 34-417 (127 amino acids)
Biological process (GO): calcium ion transmembrane transport
Cellular component (GO): voltage-gated calcium channel complex
Molecular function (GO): voltage-gated calcium channel activity
Source: RefSeq, a predicted model, not a curated record